CUUCGCCACUGCGAGAGGAUCCUUCCUAACACGUGGAGGGUUCAUCGCCCUCCAGCAAAGACCCGAGCGGCUGUCUUCACGCUUCCCGACUGCCCCGCAGGGCUUCGCCAGAGAAUACAUCCCGGCUGUUCUCCCCAACUCGGCCGGAUGAAAAGCUGCAGGCAGGGCCAGGCCUGGGUCAGGGGCGCAGCAACGUCCCGCCGCUUCCUCUUACCCUCCGCACAGGGAGAAGCUCGAGUUAUAUUGGAGCCGCGCAGAGAGAGAGGCGGCGGCCAAGGCAGGAGGUGGGGUCUGGGAAUCUGCGGGAGGAAAGGGAGAAGCCGCCGCGCUUUUCCUUCCCCGCCAGCUCUUUUUCUUCUCUAGAUGCCACGUUUGGCGCCGCAGCAAAGCCCGUGACGGGAAACAGGCGGGCGAGAGGACGAGCCACGGCCGGGAGCAGCAGCGGCGAAGUUUGCAAGUUGCGAAGCGCUCGGUGGCGCCGUCGGGAGUGCUGCCUCCCCCGCUCUCCUCCGCCGCCCCUCCCCUCUUCCUUCGCCGCGCUGUUGGGAAGGGCCCGGCUCGCUUUCCCAGCGGCGCGGCGCCGGGAAGGGCAUCGGGGGAGGGCUGCUGGCGCGGCUGCCUAUGAGAGAGGCUUCGCCGGGCUCCUCCGCUAGAUCGAGGGAGGCGGAGGCGAGGCGAGCCGGAGCCGCGGCCAUGGACGGCGUCGCCGGCCUCACUUCUUCGGCCCUGGAGAAGAACGUGGCGGACUUGACGGUGAUGGACGUCUACGACAUCGCCUCGGUGGUGGGCCAGGAGUUCGAGCGGCUCAUCGACCAGCACGGCUGCGAGGCCAUCGCCCGCCUGAUGCCCAAAGUCGUGCGCGUGCUGGAGAUCCUGGAGGUGCUGGUCAGCCGCAACCACAUCAACCCGGAGAUGGAGGAGCUGCGCCUGGAGCUGGACCGGCUCCGCCUGGAGAGGGUGGAUCGCAUCGAGAAGGAGAGGAAGCACCAGAAGGAACUAGAAUUGGUGGAGGAUGUUUGGCGAGGCGAAGCUCAGGAUCUCCUCACCCAAAUCGCUCAGCUUCAAGAAGAGAACAAGCAGCUGAUGACCAAUCUCUCUCACAAGGACGUCAACUUCUCAGAAGAAGAGUUCCAGAAACAGGAAGGAAUGUCAGAAAGGGAAAGGCAAGUGAUGAAGAAACUGAAGGAAGUAGUAGAUAAACAAAGGGAUGAAAUCAGAGCGAAGGACCGAGAACUUGGUCUUAAAAAUGAGGAUGUGGAAGCUCUUCAGCAACAGCAAAACAGGCUGAUGAAAAUCAAUCACGACCUUCGCCACAGAAUCACCGUCGUGGAGGCUCAAGGCAAAGGACUGAUUGAGCAGAAAGUUGAGUUGGAGGCCUACCUCCAGACCAAGGAGCAAGAGAUGGGAGCGCUGAGGGCUGAGCUGGGGAAACUCAGAGAGAAGCUGCAGGGGGAGCCGAACCAAAAUGGGGAAGAAAUUCAGGCAGAAGAACCAAAAAAUGAUGAAUACAUCUCAGAAUCUGAGAAGACAGCCAUGGAUCUGAAGGAUCCCAACCGCCCUCGGUUUACCUUGCAAGAGCUGCGGGAUGUUUUGCAUGAGAGAAAUGAACUGAAAUCUAAAGUUUUUUUGCUGCAAGAGGAGCUUCUGUAUUAUAAGAGUGACGAGGUUGAUGAAGAAACGAGGUCUCCGCAACCCACAACCAUAAUUAAUUCAAAGCCAUCCACUCAGCAAGAAUCUGGAAUCAAACGGCUGUUUAGUUUCUUCUCCCGCGAUAAGAAACGGAUGCCAGCAAUGCAGAGAAAUGCCCCCUUCCAGAGUUCCUUUGGCGAGUGGGCCAACUCUAACAAAGACGAUGCAUACACCGAACAAGGCCUAGAGGCCCUGCAGCACCUGUGACUGGAACCCAGGGGUUUUGGUUGCUAUGGUAACGGCACAGCGGAGGAACUUGCGUAGCAGAUUGUGACACCUGGAUACAGUUCUCCUUCCCUUUCCAGUCCCCUUCCCUGGUUGGCAUCGGGUUUUAUUUUUCCCACAAGGAAUCCCUUGAUGUUUACUUGGCGACUGCACUCCAAGAACAAGAUUCUAGGCCUCUGUAGCAAUGGCUUUGUAUACUCUGGUGUAGCCGCUCUGCAGGGACUUUGGCCAUGUGUUAACUUUAAAAGCCUGUGGGUUGUUUUUGAUGGCUUGUAUUAACUUCACUUUAAAAAAGUUCAUUUUAAACCAAAAAAAACCACAAAAUACUAUGCCGUUACUGAAGAGUUACAUUCAAGGUCCAGCUAACAUCGGAAGAUCCCACCCCCUACCCCCUGCAUAAUUUGUUGGACGAGGGCAUCUUACCCAGUCAUCGUCUUCCUCUGACUGUUUUAGAGAGAUGAUGUCUGGUCUUAGCUACUCUGCUUGAAGGCAGUUCCUGUCAGCCGCUGAAGUGGCACUUUCUUGUUGCAAGAGGAAUCCAUUAUGAAAAUGACUGACGCAACAUACUGGAAAUGGAUCAGGACUAUCUCUUUCUAUAUAUAUUUGGUUUGUUAUUUAUAGUGCCUCCUAGAGCAUGGUGUACAAGGUGAUGGUGCCUUGCAUUUUUGCUAUGAAUUUUCUGACGUAUUAAUGGAAACUAAACAGACAAAAUUUAUGCUAA
This is a messenger RNA of Rhineura floridana, 2635 nucleotides long. It is a transcript of the gene RILPL1, whose product is annotated as Rab interacting lysosomal protein like 1. The transcript has 7 exons. Gene Ontology annotation, biological process: cilium assembly. NCBI's taxonomy places the organism in Eukaryota, Metazoa, Chordata, Lepidosauria, Squamata, Rhineuridae. The record is from RefSeq and is a predicted model, not a curated record. Gene Ontology annotation, cellular component: ciliary basal body; cytoplasm. Bases 622 to 1896 code for a protein of 424 amino acids. Gene Ontology annotation, molecular function: protein dimerization activity.